Messenger RNA from Hymenoscyphus albidus, 908 nucleotides. Lineage: Eukaryota; Fungi; Ascomycota; Leotiomycetes; Helotiales; Helotiaceae. The record is from the annotation of a GenBank genome assembly.
AUUGCUGACAAAGUAACAUCUACAACUCACUUUUUUCCUUCCUCGUCCUCCUCUCCCAAAUCCAGAUUGCAAACCUCCUCUCAUCAAGCAGCCACGAAAUACAGAUUCAACCGCCUCUCCACAAGAAUGUCUGAAAGCGCCCCCGCGCGGCAACCCCGCGAUCAAAUAGUGGGCGCAGCAACCGGUCCAGAAAAGCCGUAUCCGCUGCGCAUGGAAGGUGAAGUGAUAGCAGGAUUCGGACGGGGCUCAAAGGAUGUAUGUAUUCCAAAGAUCUCAUUAUGUGGAUCCCAGAGGCGUUCUGAAAAGUCCAAAGACGCCGCGGGAAAGAGUAUAGGAAUAGUAGCUAAUGAUUCCACCAGCUAGGAAUACCAACCGCCAACCUCCCCGUCGCAUCUGAAUCUUCCGACCCAACAAACUGGAUACACACUUCCCGAUCGGGGGUCUACUUUGGCUGGGCCUCGAUCCGCUUCCCGCCCACUCACACCGACCUCUCUCUCCCACCUUCUCUGCCCAGCUUCGCGCAGUCGCCUCCUCUCUCAGACCUCAAAAUUCCCUCCUACGACCAAAAAUCAGACUCCACGUGGAGGAUAUAUCCAAUGGUCAUGUCCAUGGGUUUCAAUCCAUUCUACAAGAACACGGUCAGGAGUGCGGAGGUGUAUAUCAUGAAUCAGUUUGAAAAGGACUUCUAUGGUGCUUGGAUGAGGAUCUCGAUUUUGGGAUUCAUUCGACCCGAGCUGGAUUAUGUGGAUCGCGAGAGUUUGAUUAGGGAUAUUCAUACUGAUGUUGAUGUUGCGCUGAAGAGUUUGGGGAGGGAGGGGUGGUGGGUUGGGGGAGAGGAGAGGACGUGGCUUGGUGGGGAGGGGUGGGUUGAGAAGAAGGAAGGGAUAGAGGGGGAGAAGGGGAAUUGA